AGCGCGGUGCUGUCGCGACCGGGUCGCGGCGCUGUCGCGACAGCGAGGGGUGGGCGGGGGGGGGUGGGAAGGGGCGUGGCGGGCGCAUGACGGAGCUGCCCGGGGAGAACGAACCGGCGGGCCCCCCCGAGCCCCCCCCUACCACCACCCGCCGGCCCCGGGACCGGGCACGGCAGCAAGAUGCAGCGGCUGAAGCGGUCCCUGUCCCUCCGGACGCUGCUGCGGAGCAAGAGCGUGGAGAGCCUCUUCCCGCGGCCGGGAGGGGGGGUGCAGGGCCCCGGGACCCCCCCGUCCCCCCCCCGGACACACGGCUUCCAGCAGUACGUCUUUAAGAAGCAUUGCCCCUGCGAGCUGUGCCGGCAGCUCAUCGCAGGCAACUCGCGGCAGGGCCUGCGGUGCAAAGCGUGCAAGGCCGGCGUGCACCUCUGGUGCUCCGAGGGGAUCUCGCACCAGCAGUGCCCCGGUAAGACGGCCACCUCUUUCCACCGCAAUUUCAGCUCACCCCUGCUGCUGCCGGAGCAGGGGGGCUCCGGGCAGGGUGAGCCCCCCCCAGACCCCGGCGCGAAGGUGGACCCGGUGUACGAGGCGCUGCGGUUCGGCACCUCCCUGGCACACGGCACCGGCCCCACGGAGCUGCCCCCCGCUAUCCAGGGUGACAAGGCGGCAGCUGGGGAGGAGAGCGGGGACGCCCCGAGCAGCGGCGGGAGCCCAAGCAGUGGUGCAGCUGUCACCCCAGCAGAGAGGGACAGUGUGGAGGAGAAGAGCCCCAGGCAGCAGGCUGCCCGGGGGCCGGCGCGGCGGGACGGGGCACCCAUGUUCUCCUACGUGGCUCUCUACAAAUUCGUGCCCCAGGAGCACCAGGACCUGGCGCUGCAGCCCGGGGACAGGGUCACGCUGGUGGACGACUCCAACGAGGACUGGUGGAAGGGGAAGGUGGGCGACCGGCUGGGCUUCUUCCCGGCCAACUUCGUGCAGCGCGUCCGUCCCGGCGAGAGCGUCUGGAGGAGCUGCCGGGCCGUGCAGGGUGACAAGGAGCAGGGGCGCAUGAGCCUCAGGGAGAACCAGAUCUGCGUCGGCGUGGGCAGGACCCAGGGCCUCGUCCGGGUGACCAGCGGGAGGAAGCGGGGGCUGGUCCCUGCCGAGGCGCUGACCGAGAUCUGAGGGGCAGCAUCCAGCCCCCACGCCGGUGUCCCCGUCCCCGUCCCGGCACCACCGCCUCCCCUGGAUCACCACACCUCAGGAAGCCCCGUCCGGGCGGUACUUGACACCCCCCCCCCCCCCAGCCCCGAGCCAUGCCCGGGGGCCUGUCCCCAAUGUCCCCAUCCCUCGGGGGUCCAGCCCAAGGCACGUGCCCUGCUGGCACGGGGCAGGGGACACGGGGGUGGCCCCCCCCCAGGGUGGCACUGCCCACGGACGGGGCACCCACACGGCUGCUCCUAAACCCCCACGUGUGCGGACACGGUGUGCGCGGGGGGGUGGGGUGGUAUGCGUGCGUGCACGGCAGCACGGGUGUGCAAAUCCCCGUGUGCACGCGUCGGUGCCACUCCACGCGUACACUCCAGAGCCGUACACGCCUGUAUCUGUGCACUAACACACGCGUGUCCUGCCCGGCUGCUGCACGCUCGGCUCGCCCAAGCAAUAACUGCCCCCCACCCGUGCCCGGGCAGCACUCGGACCCGCUCCCGGGAUGCUCCAGCCCAAGAUCCUCAAUUAAAACGCUGCUGCCGCUGC
Aquila chrysaetos chrysaetos is the source of this 1731-nucleotide messenger RNA. It is a transcript of the gene STAC2, whose product is annotated as SH3 and cysteine rich domain 2. Gene Ontology annotation, cellular component: extrinsic component of cytoplasmic side of plasma membrane. The transcript is spliced from 11 exons. Bases 181 to 1161 code for a protein of 326 amino acids. Gene Ontology annotation, biological process: skeletal muscle contraction; positive regulation of voltage-gated calcium channel activity; positive regulation of protein localization to plasma membrane. The record is from RefSeq and is a predicted model, not a curated record. Gene Ontology annotation, molecular function: protein binding. NCBI's taxonomy places the organism in Eukaryota, Metazoa, Chordata, Aves, Accipitriformes, Accipitridae.